AAGGAAAUACAAAAGGCUAUAAGAGACUCGUUAAAGCUGGAACCUAUAGAACAGGAAGUGAUAGUGUUAUACGAGGGAGAAAAAGAAAACUUGCGAGAUGAUUUUUGGAAGAAACAAAGAAUCGUAGAAGUACCUAAAAAGAGACCUGAAUGGUUCAAUCCAAAUUUACUGCAACCUACAAUAGAGGAAUCUCCUGAAUUAGAGAACAAAAAACCUGAAGAUGAUCUCCGACCUCCAAAACAAACUGAGGGGAAUUAACCACCUGUAUAAAAUAAUAUCUGUAAGCUAA
Ceratina calcarata is the source of this 289-nucleotide messenger RNA. RefSeq names its product 39S ribosomal protein L32, mitochondrial-like. Lineage: Eukaryota; Metazoa; Arthropoda; Insecta; Hymenoptera; Apidae. The transcript has 2 exons. The annotation marks the transcript as partial. The record is from RefSeq and is a predicted model, not a curated record.